Molecule: messenger RNA, 2848 nt
Organism: Prorocentrum cordatum
Lineage: Eukaryota; Dinophyceae; Prorocentrales; Prorocentraceae
Source: the annotation of a GenBank genome assembly
CGAGGCCAUGGGGCCUUGGCUGCUGCGCGCCACGCAGGGCUGCGCCCCGCUGCUGCGCCCCGCCCUCGAGGCGCUGCGCGCCUCCGCGCCCCUGCUCGAGGCCGCGUACGGCGACCUCGUCGCCGCCGGCGCCGUGCAGAGGGGCGCGGCCCUGCCCGAAGACCCGGCCGCCGCGCGGGCCCUCGCGGCGAAGCUGGCCGAGCACAUCGCCGGCGGAGCGCGCCUGCGCGCCAGGGCCCAGCGGGCGAGCCAGCCCAGGGCGGAGGAGGAGGAGGAGGAGGCGGGCCAUGCCAGCGGGUCUGCUGCUGGGGGCGACGCCAGCGCGAGCACGCGGGAGGCAGCGCGCCCGCCGGUCGCGCGGAGCUGGCGAGAGGCGGCGCCGGCGUGGCCCGAGGUCGCGUCGCCGUGGGCGGUCGCGCCGCCUCGCGCGGGCCUGGAGCUGCUGGACCGGCUGCGCUUCCAGAAGACCCGGGGCCUCAUCCGGGUGCGAGGGCUGGCUGCGCAGAUGCAUCGCCUCACCUCUUCUUCCUCCCUGUCGGCCGCGGUGUCCGACGCCGCCGGCCUGUGGCCAGUGGGGCUGGGCCGCCUCGACGGGCGUCUCUCGGUGCACCCCGACGCCUGCCUGCUGACCCACUCGCCGCCCGACGCCCUCCGCGUGCUCGGCCCGCCGGCCGAGCCGCGGCCCCGCGAGGCGGGGCCGCACGGCGCGGCGCAGAGCGGCGCCGCGGAGCCGAGCUCCGCAGCCGAGGCCACGACGGCGCAGGGCCCGACCGAGAGCUCCCCCAUGCCGACGCGGCAUGGCUUCGGGAUCUUCGGCUUCAGGCGGCCGGCGCAGGUCCGCUCCGGCGGCAGAAGGCGCAGCCCCGCGGGCCGCGCCCCGGCGCUGCAGCAGCGCGCGCCCCCGCGCCACACCUCCGAGGACACCAGCGCCUGGGAGGGCGGCGACCCGCUGCGGAACGCCGCCGUGGCGCUGGCGCUGCAGGCCGAGAUCCGGGCGGCCCUCGCGUGCGCCGCCUGCGACGGCCCGCUGCACGCCGCCUGGCGGCGUGCGGGCUCGGAGAGGGAGGCGAGCCAGCUGCUGCGCCUGCGCGUGUGCACCGGCGCCCUGCUGCUCUUCGCCGCCCUGCGCGCCCCGCUGCCCACGUGGGAGGAGCUUGACGCCGGGAACUUCCAGCUGCCCCCCGGCGACGGGCCAGCGGCGCCGCGCAAGGUGCUCCUGCCCGACGGCGUGUGCGCCAGCGGGCUGUUGCCCGUCUUCCACGCCCUGGCCACGCCGUCCGGCGCCGCGGUCGCGCCGGCGGCGAGCAGGACCUUCCACGUCUCCGCGCCGCACGCGAUGCUGGAGGACGGGCAGCUCCGCUCGGUGCUCACCGAGCGCGGCCCCGGCGGAUCUCGAGUGUGGGCCGCGGGGGCGCUGCCUGCGCUGCUCGCCGCAGGGGCGCUGGAGGAGGCGCACCGGCAGAGGCCGGAGUGGAGCACCUCGAAGGGCCUGUGGCAGCCCGACGCCCGCGUCUUCCUGCCCCUCUGCUGCGCCUUCCGCCUCGCGGUGGGGCUGGAGUGCGUCCGCGCCUGGCGCGGCUUCUUCCCCGCCGGUCGGGAGCCCGUCGUGGCAGACCUGCUGCCGUUCCUCGCCGGCGCCCGCACGCAGGUGGCCCAGCUGCCCGUGCAGCUGCGGGACGCGGCGGACGGAGGAAGCCGCGGACUCUACGUGGCGCCCAAGGUGCUGCCCAGCGCGCCCGGCACCCCCGGGUUCGACCCCGAUUUCGACUGCUGGUCGGCCGCCGCUCGAGGCGCGGGCGUGCCCCUGCAGGACUUCGCCGCCUGGGUGGGGCAGCUGCCCGAGCAGUGCCUGGUCUACUCGUCCUGCCGCUCUGGAGCCGGCGACGUCUACCUGCGCCUGCGGGGCGCGGUGGCGGGCUCCGCGCAGGGCCGCUCCUUGCGCGUCGCCGAGGUUGUGGUGGUCUCCUUCGUGGCCAGGGCGGCGCCGCUGUACGGCAGGGACGUCUUCGAGCGCUACAGGGGCGCGGUGGGCCGCCCGGAGUGGUGGGGCGUGGGCCUCGUCUCGCACGUGCUGCUGCCCAAGGCGCUCUCGCGCGCCUUUGCCGACGCCAUGGGCGAGGGCGCCUGCCUGCGCCUGGGCGCCGGUGCGCGCCUCGAGGGCUGCAGCGCCGCGGAGCUCGUCGCCGAGGGCAGCGAGCUCCUCGUCUGCCGGGCGCAGUGCCUCGAGGCCCUCCUCGGGCCGCUGCGCGAGCCGCUGUUCGCGCUGAUGCGGCAGGACGACGAGCAGGGCCGCGUGGCGUCGCCGAAGCAGAGUCCAGGAGGAAGCAAGCCGCCGAACCGUGGCGCCGCGCACCGUCGUGGCGCUGGCAGGGAGCAGGAGAAGGACCCAGGCGGCGAGCCCUGGAGGAGCUGGACUGCGGGCUCUGGAGCGAACGCGGCUGCCGCGCGGCUGGCGCGGCGGCCGGCUGCCCCGCCCGAGUCGCAGGCAAAGGCCUGCCUGGGCCUGCUGAAGGCGCUCCUGGGCAGCGUGCACAUGCAGGUCAUGGAGCUCGUGGCGCACAGGGAGCAGGCGCAGGCCGGCUCGCCGCCGGCGCACGCCGCGACCAUCCACGGUGUGCGCGCGGAGCGGCGCCGCUGCUCCAUGCCCGCGCUGACGGUGCGGCAGCGGCCAGGCUCUGCCGGGCCUCGGGCCGACGUCCCGCGGCCAGGCUCUGCCAGGCCUCAGGCCGACGUCGCGAGCGCGUCGCCGGUGGUGAGCUGGGGGGAGCAGGGCGCGAGCGACCUCCUGGCCGUCGGCAGCGGCAGUUGGCAGUGGCAGGCGGCCGCGGCAGCCGGCCGGAGCAGCCAC